CGGCCACCACGAUGUCGCUCCCUCGGUCCAACUACGACCCGCGCAGGGUCUGUCUCAACCCGUUCCCGAACGUCUCUUUGGGAAAGCACAAGCGUACGAUUGGCAUAUAUCUUGCUGGCGCUCUGUUCGCGAUCGCCAACUGGGCGUUCCUCGACGCCGCCAUCCUUUCUGCGCAUGCGCAUUCUCCUCGCGGGGAGCCGGACAGACCUGUCCCUGUUCACGUUACCUUCGUGGAUUGGGUGCCCGGCAUCUUCUCGCUCGUUGGCCUGCUUAUCGUCAACCUCAUCGACAAGGACCGGAUCAAGGGCGACGAGGGCUUUGGAGAUGCCAGAGCUGUUUGGAGGGCACGACUCUUCUUGUUCAUUGGGUUUGCCAUGAUGGCCGGAGGCCUCGCGGGUUCAGUGACGGUGCUAGUGCUGAAAUACGUCCUGCAAGGGUAUCCCGAUCAGUACAACUACUACGGAUACGCAAACGUCUCGCAGAACAUCCUGCUUAUGCUCUCCGCUUUUGUAUUAUGGAUCGCGCAGAGCACGUCCGGCGAGUACGAGUACAAUCUCACCCUGUAGCCGAGUUUAUAGCCCAUUCACCGGGUAACUCCAUGCUGUCAAUGUAUCUUGAUUCGAAGCACGAAUGU
Messenger RNA from Punctularia strigosozonata HHB-11173 SS5, 634 nucleotides. Its product is annotated as UPF0220-domain-containing protein. Gene Ontology annotation, cellular component: fungal-type vacuole membrane; Vps55/Vps68 complex. Lineage: Eukaryota; Fungi; Basidiomycota; Agaricomycetes; Corticiales; Punctulariaceae. Bases 12 to 566 code for a protein of 184 amino acids. The record is from RefSeq and is a predicted model, not a curated record. The transcript has 3 exons. Gene Ontology annotation, biological process: late endosome to vacuole transport via multivesicular body sorting pathway; protein targeting to vacuole.